AAGAGUGUGCGCUGUAGCUUCAUUCGUUCGGCGACAAUGGCGGCAGACCUUGAUCAGUUUCAACAGCUUUUAAACACACUCCUUAGCACGGAUAAUGAUGCCAGAACGCAAGCGGAGGAGGCAUACAACAAUCUCCCAGUGGAUAGCAAGGUGACAUUUCUUUUAACCUCUUUGUGCAAUGCCACCCUUACAGAAGAGAUGCGUGCUAUGGCUGCUGUCUUAUUACGUCGACUGUUUUCCUCUGAGUUCAUCGAUUUCUAUCCUAAAAUUCCACCAGAAGCCCAAGUUCAGUUGAAAGAACAAAUUUUAUUAUCUGUUCAAAAUGAACAAACAGAAACUAUUCGACGUAAGGUUUGCGAGGUUGCAGCCGAAGUCGCGCGAAAUUUAAUUGAUGAAGAUGGUAACAACCAGUGGCCAGAAUUUCUGCAGUUCCUAUUCCAAUGUGCAAACAGUCCUGUACCAGCACUGAAAGAAAAUGCUCUUCAAAUGUUCACAUCCGUCCCAGGUGUAUUUGGAAAUCAACAAGCAAAUUAUCUUGAUCUUAUCAAACAAAUGUUGCAACAAUCUGUCAUGGAUACUGCAAAUUACGAGGUCAGAUUUCAAGCAGUAAGAGCAAUUGGAGCUUUUAUCAUUUUGCAUGAUAAAGAAGAAAAUAUACAGAAACAUUUCUCAGAACUACUACCAGCAAUUGUACAAGUAAUUGCUCAGUCAGUAGAGAAACAAGGAGAUGAUGCUCUCUUAAAAGUUUUGAUCGACUUGGCAGAGUCGACGCCCAAGUUUUUGAGAUUACAGUUAGAAACUAUAAUGGAAAUGUGUAUGAACAUAUUUUCUAAUGAAGAUAUGGCUGAUUCAUGGAGACAAUUAGCAUUAGAAGUAUUAGUAACAUUAGCAGAAACUGCUCCUGCCAUGGUACGUAAAGUUGGUGGAAAAUAUAUUGCAUCCUUAGUACCAUUGGUACUGAAAAUGAUGACAGAUAUAGAAGAAGAUGAAAAAUGGAGUUUUUCUGAUGAAAUUGUGGAUGAUGACAAUGACAGUAAUAAUGUCGUUGCCGAAAGUGCUUUGGAUAGAUUAGCAUGUGGUUUAGGAGGUAAAACGAUGUUACCACAAAUUGUACAAAAUAUUCCUUCAAUGUUGAACAAUAGUGACUGGAAGUAUAGGCAUGCUGCUCUUAUGGCGAUAUCAGCUGUUGGUGAAGGUUGCCAUAAACAAAUGGAAGCGAUAUUACCCCAAAUCAUGGACGGAGUUAUACAAUAUUUACAAGAUCCCCACCCUCGUGUAAGAUACGCGGCUUGUAAUGCAGUGGGUCAAAUGUCAACUGAUUUUGCGCCUAUAUUUGAAAAAAAAUUUCAUGAUAAAGUUAUUCCUGGAUUAUUGAUGGUUUUGGAUGAUAAUGCAAAUCCAAGAGUUCAAGCUCAUGCUGGUGCAGCGCUUGUAAACUUCAGUGAAGAUUGUCCAAAAAAUAUAUUAACGCCAUAUUUGGAUGCUAUUAUGGCUAAAUUAGAAUCAAUACUUACCGCUAAAUUUCAAGAAUUGGUUGAGAAAGGCACUAAACUUGUUCUUGAACAAGUCGUUACAACUAUCGCUUCCGUUGCUGACACAUGUGAAGAACAGUUUGUAACAUAUUACGAUAGAUUAAUGCCAUGUUUAAAAUAUAUUAUCCAAAAUGCUAAUCAACAAGAACAUAAAAUGUUGCGUGGUAAAACAAUCGAAUGCGUAAGUCUUAUAGGACUCGCAGUAGGGCCUGAAAAGUUCAUUGCAGAUGCCAGUGAAGUUAUGGAUAUGUUAUUAAAAACUCACUCAGAAGGAGAUCUUCCAGAUGACGAUCCACAAACAAGUUAUCUUAUAUCAGCAUGGGCUCGAAUUUGUAAGAUUCUUGGUAAACAAUUUGAGCAAUAUUUACCUUUGGUAAUGGGUCCAGUUUUACGAACAGCAGCUAUGAAACCUGAAGUUGCUUUGCUGGAUAAUGAAGACAUGGAAGGUAUAGAAGAUGUUGAUUGGGAGUUCAUUUCUCUUGGAGAACAACAGAACUUCGGAAUUAAAACAGCUGGUUUGGAAGAUAAGGCUUCUGCCUGUGAAAUGUUAGUUUGCUAUGCUCGUGAAUUGAAGGAAGGUUUCGCAGAUUAUGCAGAAGAAGUAGUACGGCUAAUGGUUCCUAUGUUGAAGUUUUAUUUUCAUGAUGGUGUUAGAACAGCAGCUGCUGCAAGUUUACCAUAUCUCCUUGACUGUGCAAAAAUUAAAGGUCCACAAUAUCUUGAAGGGAUGUGGGCUUAUAUUUGUCCCGAUCUUUUAAAAGCAAUUGAUACAGAACCCGAAGCUGAAGUUUUGCUGGAAUUGUUAUAUUCAUUGGCCAAGUGUAUAGAAACACUUGGUGCAGGUUGUUUGGGAGCACAACCUAUGGCUGAGCUCUUACGUAUAUUAGAUAAAUUACUUGUUAAACAUUUUGAAAGAGCAGUAGCUAGAUUGGAAAAACGUAAAGAUGAAGAUUAUGAUGAGGUUGUUGAAGAGCAACUUGCUGAUGAAGAUAAUGAAGAUGUAUAUACUCUAAGCAAGAUAACAGACAUUUUACAUGCUUUAUUUACCACUCAUAAAUCUUCAUUCUUUCCUUUCUUUGAUCAAAUUUGUGGACAUUUUGUUAAAUUGUUAAGUCCUGAAAGAUCUUGGUCGGAUCAUCAAUGGGCUUUAUGUGUUUUUGAUGAUGUAAUAGAGUUUGGAGGACCUGAAUGUACAAAAUAUCAAGAAUACUUUUUACGACCAAUGAUACAAUACGUGUCAGAUAAAUCAGCAGAAGUAAGACAGGCAGCAGCUUAUGGUUGUGGGGUUUUGGGGCAGUACGGGGGAGAAGCAUUUGCUCAGGCAUGUGCUGAAGCUUUACCUAGGUUAAUGGAAGUUAUAAACGAUCCAGAAUCUAGGUCGCCUGAAAAUGUAAAUCCAACUGAAAAUGCUAUUUCUGCAGUAACAAAAAUUCUGAAAUAUAACAAUAAAGCAAUCAAUGUUGAUGAAAUACUUCCGCAUUGGCUCUCUUGGCUACCAGUGGUAGAAGACGAAGAUGAAGCACCUUACGUUUAUGGAUAUUUAUGCGAUUUAAUCGAAGCAAAUCACGUAGCAGUUUUAGGACCAAAUAAUGCAAACCUACCUCGGUUAAUAAGUUUUUUUGCAGAAGCACUUUUUAAAGAUGCAGUACCUACAGAUAAUCCUGUCAUGAGCAGAAUUCUUAGUAUCGUUACACAAAUACAGAACAACGAGUCUAUGUUCCAGGCAUGCAUAAAUGCAUUAACAGGAGAUCAACAACAAGCGUUGCAUGAGGCACUUAGUGCACCACCUGCUAAUUAGCCGUUUGCUUUCACUCCUUGAAAUAUAAUACUUUAAUAUAAAAGAAAAAAAAAUACAUUUGCUUUAAUAAAGCUUAUGGAGAAAUCACAGAUUUUAGGUAGCUACAUUAUACCUAUGGAACAUUUUUGCGCCAGCCUAAUUACGAAGAGAGACGUAACUACUGUAUGUAACUACUUGAUAUAACUCACAUAUUUGUUGAUUGUAUUUCAUAAGUAGAUACAAUAGUCAUCCAUUUUUUACUAUUCGGAAUUGUUGCAAAUUAUA
Molecule: messenger RNA, 3594 nt
Organism: Habropoda laboriosa
Lineage: Eukaryota; Metazoa; Arthropoda; Insecta; Hymenoptera; Apidae
Gene: Karybeta3
Product: importin-5
Exons: 14
Coding region: 37-3330 (1097 amino acids)
Biological process (GO): protein import into nucleus
Cellular component (GO): nucleus; cytoplasm
Molecular function (GO): nuclear import signal receptor activity
Source: RefSeq, a predicted model, not a curated record